Messenger RNA from Drosophila eugracilis, 652 nucleotides. RefSeq lists its product as uncharacterized. Lineage: Eukaryota; Metazoa; Arthropoda; Insecta; Diptera; Drosophilidae. The transcript is spliced from 4 exons. The record is from RefSeq and is a predicted model, not a curated record. Bases 117 to 539 code for a protein of 140 amino acids.
UUUUUGAAUGGGGAGAGUGGAAUUUACCAAAGGAUAAUCUCCUAAGGACUUGUUUUCUGAUUGCAGCCUUUGAGUUAUUAAGAUCGCUGUAUUUCUCAUUUAGUUCAGUUUCUGUCAUGUUAGUGCAUACGAAUUCGUACACCAUAAUAGCUUUCAUAAGCACAUUGGCUUGGAUUUUAACCGUUGUGGUACUUACUGUGGGUCUAUGGAAGAAUCGUCCAACUCUUCUUGUUUUUUGGCUCUUAUUUUCUGGCUUUGCCACUGCCACGGACAUUAUUUAUCUGAUAUGGAAUGUAACAGCUUCGCCUGUUUUCGAUGAACAACAUUUCAAGCACUGGACUAUGUCAUACUUUGGAAUUUUUUAUGAGUGCACAUGCUUGUACUUGGUAUUCAGAUAUUUUAAGAGAUUAUAUUCCUACUCACUUCUGGAAGGCGCUAACUACGAUUGGACCUCAAAUUAUACUAAAGAGUCAGCAAGUGAAACAACCUCUUCAACAUCAUUUACAAAGACCUCUGAAAAGACAACUGAGAGAAAUUAAUUUAACUUGGAUAACGUGAAGAAGUUCUUUUGAUGGUCCCAGACUAGCGGACAUUCCUUAUGAAUUACAAAAAAUAAAAGAAAAAAUAAAAUAUUUAUUUCAUGUAAUCGCUA